This is a messenger RNA of Meyerozyma guilliermondii ATCC 6260, 1332 nucleotides long. RefSeq lists its product as uncharacterized. NCBI's taxonomy places the organism in Eukaryota, Fungi, Ascomycota, Pichiomycetes, Serinales, Debaryomycetaceae. The record is from RefSeq and is a predicted model, not a curated record. The coding region runs from base 1 to 1332 and encodes 443 amino acids. The transcript has a single exon.
AUGGACAGUGAACAUGAGCUGGAGUUCGACGAUGAACUCGAACUACAAACUCCUCGCAAACUACGAAUCGGGCGCACUUCGAACUCAUUAUCAACAAACGGUGCAGAGCCCUCCUCUCAAGGCAUUGUAGAGCAAAGCACCGUACUUAAAAUGCCACUCAAAGGCGACGCGGGUGCAAGACUGCAAGCUGAAACUCCAUCUAGAUUGUCCCCUUCAACUUAUGCACGAAUCAAUAAGUACCAGUCUCGCAAUGGGACCCCAUUGAAAAAACCGCCCAUAGUGUCUAGUGUGCAAGAGUCAUUAGAUGAAGAUGAUGAGAAGCAGAUAAGAGAAACCAAGUUGUUGACAGAUGACAACAAGUUAGACACCGCGGCAUCCUCACCGUUGCGAACAGCCGUGGUAGACAUGCAACAGUCCAGUCCGGUAAAAAGCUACAAAAUAAUCGAGAAGGCUCAGUUAGGUACCCCUCCAAAGUAUAACAUCCGCUCUCGUCCUGUGAACGAAAGUAGCACAGAGCGUAAAAAUGACACUACCAAACAGAAACUGCCAAUUCCGUCACCCACGAUUCGAGAAAAACGGCCCAGUUUGCGUACUGAAUCUCUGCCAGCGCCUAAGCCUUCAGCCAGGCGCUCACUGCCAUUGUUGAGAUCUGAUAGAAGCAGUUUUUUGAAGCAUGAUCUCCAAUUGCCCGAUAUGAGUCGUGCUGAGAUUCUUGAGCGAAUGAACGAAAGUAUUUUAUCAUUGAUUGAGAACGACACUCACAGCAGAAGAAAAAGCAGGGAGGAAGAAUCUCAUGAUGUGGACAACAUUCCAGACAAUUCAGACGAGUCUUCAGGUGAUUCGCCUGAAAAGAUAUUGGAUGAAAUUGAUAUGGUUCUCAACUCCACCAGGCAGCCCAGUUCUGACGUGGGACACCGGCCUAGAAAAAGAGAAGGUCUGCCCGGCUUGGAUGAGGAAUCUGGGUGCAUUAAUUCCAGCCCGAGGAAGAGGCGAAAGAAAACCACCCCGAUCUACAAGAAUAUAUCUGAGCCAGAACAUACUGAUCGCAGAUCAAAAGUUGUGCCAUCAUCAAUACGUAGUGGUGAAGUUGCCUACUACGGAGAUUGGCCAGAACAACGCUGGAGCAAACUAGACCAGCUUAUCAGGCUGAAUCUUAUGAGCAAAGAGGAGAUCAUUGACAGCGGCCAUGUACUCCGAGAAUUUAACUGUGUCAACAAGAACGAGCUCAAACAGAGGGUGGAUUUCUUAACUGAGUACAGUAAGUUGAAAACGAAGAAAACGAGAAUAUUGCCGAGAAAGGGUAAGCUCCGAUCCAAACGAAGUGUAUUAUAG